CCUUGGCAGCACAUUUUAAAAUGCAACUGAAAAACCAGGAAGUGACUGAGAGUGGCACUGCCACAUUACUUUGUGAGUUGACCAAGGCUGUGGAUUCUGUCGCGUGGAUGAAGGAUGAAAAGGUACUGAAACCAAGUGACAAAUACAGAAUGAGGCGAGAAGAAGAGUUAAAAAGCAAGGAGGUGACAGAGGGGGAAUCAACCACGCUGCAGUGCAAGCUGAACAAGGCAGCUCCUGUGGAAUGGUACAAAGGACCAAGGGCACUGAAAUCAGAUGGAAAAUACCAACUAAAACAGGAAGGUCCUUGUGCUGAGCUGGUGAUCCAGGAUUUGGAUGUCACUGAUUCUGGAGAUUACAUGUGCAAAUGUGGAGGACAGCAGACCACAGCUAGACUGACCAUAAAUGCCCUGCCGGUCCUUUUCAUCAAACCCUUGAAGGAUGAAGAAGCUACAGAAGGCAAAACUGCCACUCUGCAGUGUGAGCUGAACAAAACUUCUGCCCCCAUAGAGUGGAGGAAAGGGCACAAGACCCUUAAGUCAGGAAGCAAGUAUAAAAUGAAAUGUGACGGGGGAGUUGCUGAGCUAGUUAUUCGAAACUUGGAGCUAACAGAUUCUGGAAACUACAGUUGUAUAUCUGGAGAACAGCAAACCAUGGCAACUUUAGAAGUCAAGGCUCUGCCUGUGCGCUUCCAAGAAGAGCUCACAAGCCAGGAGGUCUUGGAAGGAACAGCGGCUGUCCUGCGCUGUGCCUUAAGUAAAGCUGCUCCAGUGGCUUGGAGAAAAGAGACACAGACGCUCCACCCAAGUGCUAAGUACAAAAUCAGACAGAGAGAAAACGUUGCUGAGCUCACAAUCCAGGAUGUCAUUGAACAGGAUGCGGGAGAAUAUUCCUGUGUCUGUGGAGAUCAAACCACGUCUGCUGCUAUAACUGUGCAGGCCUUACCUCCACGUUUCAACGUAGAGCUGAAGAACCUGGAAGCUGCAGAAGAUGGAGCAGCUACUCUGCGGUGUGAGCUGACCAAAGCUACUGCUCCUGUGGAGUGGUGGAAGGGCAGUGAGGUGCUUAAGCCAAGUGACAAAUAUGAAAUGAAACUGGAAGGGGUUGUUGCUGAACUUGUUGUUCAUGGCUUGCAACUGGCAGAUACUGGUGAUUACAGCUGCACCGUUGGUGAUUCGAAGACUUCAGCUUUCUUAAGGGUGAAUGCUAUCCCUGCCCUCUUCAAGAAAGGUCUGGAGGCUAAAGAGGCAUCAGAAGGUGGAACUGUUGUUUUCCAGUGUGAGCUGACAAAAGCAGCUUCUGUGGAGUGGAGAAAGAAGCAUAAGACGCUCAGAGCAAAUGACAAAUACAACAUAAGGCAGGAAGGUCCUGUGUCAGAGUGUGCGAUCCUCAACCUGGAACUUAGAGAUGCUGGAGAAUACUCCUGUGUAUGUGGGGAUCAGAAAACAACUGCGGCUCUGGCUGUUCAUGCCCUACCUCCCCAGUUCAAACUGGAACUGAAGGAUGUGGGAGCCACUGAAAACGGAACAGCAACACUGCAUUGCGAACUCACCAAAACUGCUCCAGUGGAAUGGAUGAAGGAAGAAAAUAAAUUAAAAGGAGGUGACAAAUACCAAUUAAGACAGGAAGGAGCUGUUGCAGAGUUGGUGAUACAUGAUUUAGAUGUUGAGGAUGCUGGAUGUUACACCUGUAAAUGUGGAGACCAGAAAACAUCAGCUGUCUUGACUGUUAACGCCCUCAAGCCAGAAUUCACACAGCAGCUGAAGAAUGAGAAAGCGGAAGAGGGUGGCACAGCCAGAUUACGCUGUGAGGUCACAGUCGCUAAAGCCCCAGUGGAAUGGCAUAAAGGCGGUAUAACACUUCAUGCUAGUCCCAAGUAUGAAAUGAGACAGGAUGGUGGCAUCCGUGACUUACUCAUUCACAACUUGGAGCCCAAAGACAGUGGAGAGUAUUCUUGUAGCACUGGAGACCAAACCACAUCUGCCGUGUUAUCCGUGAAAGAAUUGGAUAUCACCAUCCUCCGGGAGCUGAAAAAUGUUGAGGUAUUUGAAGAGGAAGAUGUAACCUUUGAGUGCAAAGUCUCCCAUGACAAUGCAAGGGACUCGUUAAGUCAAUUGGAUAUAACCAUCAUCCGGGAGCUGAAAAAUGUUGAGGUAUUUGAAGAGGAAGAUGUAACCUUUGAGUGCAAAGUCUCCCAUGACAAUGCAAGGGACGUGGAGUGGAAAUUGCAGGAUUUGCCUCUUCAGAGCAAUGAGGUGAACGAGAUCUCGGUUGAGAAAGGCAGGGUCCACAAGUUGAUGCUACGGAAGGUCACCCAGCAGGAUUCUGGCAUGAUCACCUUCAGGGUGGGACCAUAUACCUCCACAGCACAGCUCAAAGUGAAGGCACCACUUCCUGUCUUUAAACAAGAGCUAACUAACAUAGAAUUGCAAGAAGGUAACACGGCUUUCCUAAAAUGUGAACUCUCUCAGCCCAACAUCUCAGUGAUAUGGAAAAAAGGCUCUGAAAUCAUUGCUCCAAGCUCCAAGUAUGAAAUCAGCCAGGAGGGAACAAUCCACAUUUUAAAGAUUUAUCAUGUAAAUCCAAUGGAUUCUGGAAAAUAUAUCUGUGACAUUGGUCACCAGAAAAGCACGGCAACUCUAUCAGUGGAAG
Messenger RNA from Python bivittatus (Burmese python), 2649 nucleotides. NCBI's taxonomy places the organism in Eukaryota, Metazoa, Chordata, Lepidosauria, Squamata, Pythonidae. The record is from RefSeq and is a predicted model, not a curated record.